CAGUCACACUGCAAAUAAAAAUUUACUCAACAACUCGACUAUAUUCGUUGCAAUAUUUGCACUUGCAUUCAUAACUCUGUCCAGAUAUAAACUCGUGAUUAAAACCAGCCAGCAACUCCGCCUACUUUCCGCAUUGAUAAAAGUUAAAGCCGAGAAAAUGCAACGCGCUGGCCUCCUGGCCGUUUUGGCACUUUUCUGUGCCUUCGGCUGCUUCGCCGCUGCCACGCCCCUUGUGGGAUCCAGCAAAUGCACCUGGGGACCCUCGUAUUGGUGCGACAAUCUCAGCAAUUCCAAGGAAUGCCGUGCUACCCGCCAUUGUAUCCAAACCGUGUGGGAGACUCGCGAGGUGCCCGAAGAUACGGACUCGAUUUGUCAGAUAUGCAAGGAUAUGGUCACGCAGGCCCGCGACCAGCUGAAGAGCAACGAGACCGAGGAAGAGCUCAAGGAGGUCUUUGAAGGUUCCUGCAAGCUGCUCCCCAUUAAGGUGGUGCAGAAGGAGUGCAUCAAGAUGGCCGAUGAUUUCCUGCCAGAGUUGGUCGAGGCCUUGGCUUCCCAAAUGAACCCAGAUCAAGUUUGUUCUGUGGCCGGACUUUGCAACAGUGCCCGCAUAGAUGAAUUGAUGAAGAAAGCAUACCAGGCGGCUCUCGAUGGUACUCUGAAGGAGGACGAUGUUGCCGAAAGCUCCGAAGAGACCGAGGUGUCUCUGAAACCGAAUCAACUGUCUUGCGGCAACUGCAAUCUGCUCUCUCGCAUGAUGCACUCCAAAUUCGCGUCCUACAAUCGUGAUGAUAUGGUGGAGCAGUUCCUCCAUGUGUGUGGCUCCCUCUCCAGUUUCUCGGAUGCCUGUGCCAACAUCGUGCUGACCUAUUUCAACGAUAUUUACGAUCAUCUCAGCAAGCACUUGAACACCGAUGCCGUCUGCCAUGUGUCGGGAGUGUGUGCCUCCAAGUACCAUCAGCACGAGGAGGACAAGCAGCCCCAAGAGGCUUUGGUUGCUCUGGAUGCCGGUGAUGAUAUUCCCUGUGAACUGUGCGAACAGCUAGUUAAACACCUCCGCGAUGUCCUGGUGGCCAACACCACGGAGACGGAGUUUAAGCAGGUUCUGGAAGGAUUCUGCAAGCAGUCGCGCGGCUUCAAGGACGAGUGCAUCAGCAUCGUGGACCAGUACUACGACGUGAUCUACCAGACGCUGACCAACAAGCUGGACGCCAACGGAGCCUGUGUCAUGAUUGGUAUUUGCCAGAGAAACUCCGCUUCCGCAAAGAAGGAUGUUCCCAUUAUGCCCCUGCUGCCCGCCAUUGAGCCCGCCCAGGUGAAGAUCACCAUUGAGAAGCUGGAGAAACACGAGCGUAAGCAGCUGGGUGCCAAUGAGCCAAAGUUCACCCAGCAGCAGAUCCAGGACAUGCAGCUGCCCAUCGACCACCUUAUGGGUGCACAAAACCCCGGAGCGCUAGUUAAUGGUGGUGAGCUCUGCACCAUCUGCGAGUACCUGCUGCACUUUAUUCAGGAGACGUUGGCCACCCCAUCCACCGAUGACCAGAUCAAGCAAACCGUGGAAAACAUUUGCAGCAAGCUGCCUCAGGGUGUGGCCGGUCAGUGCCGCAACUUUGUGGAGAUGUACGGCGAUGCAGUGAUUGCCCUGCUCGUCCAGGGACUGAACCCGCGCAGCGUGUGCCCCAUUAUGCAGAUGUGCCCGCGUAAUCUUCCCAAGAGCGAGGAUGUCGAGGUGUUCCACCCGUCGCCAAAGCCCGUCAACGAUGAGCAGGAUGUGCCCACCUGCCCGUUGUGUCUCUUCGCCGUGGAGCAGGCCCAGGCCAAGAUCCGUGACAACAAGUCCAAGGAGAACAUUAAGAAGGUUCUGAAUGGAUUGUGCGCCCACUUUGACAACAAGCUGAAGGACGAGUGCGUGGACUUUGUCAAUACUUAUUCCAAUGAGCUGAUUGAUAUGCUGAUAACCGACUUCAAGCCCCAGGAAAUCUGCGUUCAACUCAAGCUCUGCCCCAAGUCCAAGGACACGCUCGCCGACAUGGGCAUUAGUUUGGAGGAUGACGUUGAUGGCGAAGACACCUCUAGCAGCGAAGAGGAGGGCGACCACUUUAACGAGAUCGAGACUAUGGACGAACUGCCCCCUAAGCUCGCCUUUGACGAAGGCUUCAGCGCCUCACCUAAUUGCCUAAUCUGUGAGGAGCUGGUAAAGACCGUCGAGAAGAAGAUGGGCAAGCAUCCCACACGGGAGAGCAUCAAAAAGAUCCUUGAUCAGGACUGCGAUAAAUUGAGGAAGCCAGUGUCCGCCAAGUGCCACAAGAUUGUUGAGAAAUACGGCGACACCAUUGCCGAUUUGCUACUCAAGGAGAUGGAUCCCAAGCUGAUCUGCACCGAGCUGGGACUGUGCCUGUUCAGCGACAAGGAUGACUUGGAAAUGGACGAGGCUUUGAAAUACGAUGUGAUUGCACUACCUAGCAAAGACGACCAGCUGGCAAAGAUCACGGAGCCGCCAACCUGUGUUCUGUGCGAGUUCAUCAUGACCAAGCUGGAGGCCGAUCUGAAGAACAAGACCGAGCAGGAUGAUAUCAAGAAAGCACUUGAGGCGGUGUGCAGCCACCUGCCAGCCACUAUCCGCAAACAGUGUGACAGCUUUGUUCAAGGUUACGCCUCCGCGGUAAUCGACCUUGUGAGCAAGGUGCCGCCCAAGGAGGUCUGCCAGAAGCUGCAGCUCUGCUUCAGCCUGGCAGUCACCGACGAAGUAGUGGAAUGCGGCGUCUGUCACGGCGUCACCCAGGUCCUAUUGCCAUUCCUGCGCGAAAAUGAGGAGAACAAGGAAGCCACAGCGCUGCAGAUGACAUCGACGGCCUGCGAGAACUUGCCAGCCAAGUACUACAAGAUUUGCUCUGAGAUGAUCUCCAUUUAUGGAAACAGCAUCAAGAAUCUGGCCAAGCGAUCCUAUGUCGAUCAAGCGCAUGUGUGUGCUGAGAUUGGUAAAUGCUUUGACAGCGAGAAGUCCUCGCUUGCAUAUGCUAGACUUACAGCCUAAGAUCGUAAUUCAAUUGAGUGAUUUGUUGUGAUGCGUGCAAAAGAAGAGGAGUAGAGGGAUUAGAAGCAGGAGGAGAAUGCGGCCCACGCUUUAUAUAUCGCAUAUACCUUUACAUAUAUCUGUUUAUACAUUCUUUAACGAUUUACUGUAAAUGAACGACCAUUACUUACCUUUGUUUCCGUACCCUGUUUUGGCUCUAAAUUUGUUAGGAGAAUUUGUGAUGAAACUGAUUUUAUAAAUGCACUCGAUCGAACCGGGCUGAAAAAAGUGAAACUUAACUGAAACUAAAACUAACCCUAAGCAGUAACCCUAAAUCGUACUACCCAUAUACAAAUUAGCGAAAUCAAAAACCACUAACUUUGUAUGUCAGUCAGUUAAGCAGUGUGUGUAGUUUAAGUAUAUCAAAGAAAACUGUGUAAAAUACGAACAUUGAUCUUAUAUAAAUCAUAAAGAAAAUCGAAACAUAAACAAAGCA
Messenger RNA from Drosophila serrata, 3506 nucleotides. It is a transcript of the gene Sap-r, whose product is annotated as prosaposin. The record is from RefSeq and is a predicted model, not a curated record. Gene Ontology annotation, biological process: sphingolipid metabolic process. Gene Ontology annotation, cellular component: lysosome. Lineage: Eukaryota; Metazoa; Arthropoda; Insecta; Diptera; Drosophilidae.